CAAACAAACCUAACCUACCCUUGAAUUUACAGUGAGUGAUUUGCUUGUCAAGAAUACGUGUGCCUUGCUGCGUUAUUUUAACAAGUAUCGCUGCCUUUCAAUUAUUUUUCCAUUUCUCCAGAAUUUUAUUCACUUUUCUAUUUCGAAUGUGCGUGAAAUAAGUCUCAAUUUUCCACCAUGGCUCAAUUUCCUCCCUGCCCUCCUUCGCUCCAGAGCGUACAACACUAUUUGAAGAUAGCAUGCGAACAUGAUGAAAGGGAUGCUGUUAUUAGUUAUUGGUGUCGCUAUUAUGCUUUAAAUUGCGCCAUGAAAAUUGACAAAAGUUCAAAUGAGGCGAAGCAACUUUUAUUUGCACUUAUGGACUGGCUGGAAAAAGAAAAGAAAAAGCUCUCUACCAAUGAAGCAAUAACCAAUGAUGUUGCUGCACACGCCCAUAUUGAGAACUAUGCUAUGAAGUUAUUUACAUGGGCUGACAGUAUGGACCGUGCUUCGAAUUUCAACAAAAACACGGUCAAAGCAUUUUAUACAUCUGGUAUGCUUAUGGACGUCCUCACUGAAUUUGGUGAGCUCUCUGAUGAAAUCACCCAAAAUCGCAAGUAUGCAAAGUGGAAGGCAGCUUAUAUCCAUAAUUGUUUGAAGAAUGGGGAGACUCCAGUCCCGGGUCCAAUGCCUGGUAAUGAAGAGGGUUUGGAUAUUCCAUCGAAUUCUGACAAUAUUCCAGCAUCAUCAGGGUCUGGGCCAAGUCAACCAACACCUCCAACUCCUAAUAACACACCGAAUGUUGCAGGAUUUAUGCCUCCUCCAGCUGCCUUCCCCUCUGGUGGGUUGAAUUUCCCAUCAAAUCCAGAGAACAACCAAACUAAAAUUACGCCUCCUAGUCCAAAAGUUAAUGUAAAUCCUAAUUUUCCUGAGCCUGCCGAUAGUGAUGCAUUCAAAGCUGCGCCCAGUAAUUCCUCUGGAAUGCAACUCAGUCCCGAAAAGACAGCUAAAGCACAGAAAUAUUGUAAGUGGGCAUCAAGUGCGCUUAAUUAUGAUGACAUUCCAGAAGCUAUUUCAAAUUUACGUAAAGCGCUCCAUCUUUUAGAGACUGGAAAUGAUUCAUAGUUCUUUCAAAGCUGACUCUGUUCAAGCUUCAAGCUGUACACGGUGAACUCAUCACAAUUCAUCUCGAUUGAUUACCAGAAAAGUAUCUGCAAAGUCUGCUAAGUAUUUGGUAGUUAUUUUUUUAAUUAUUUUUACGGUAUACUAAAUUAGCCUAUAAGUUUUAUUGUUAUUUUAUUUUAUUUUAAGAAGUAAAUACUCAGCUUGAGAACAAUUAUGUACCGUUUCACUUUUCAUUGGUGGGAUGAUACCAUUGCGGCUUCUUUUACAGCUGAUCAUGAGCUGCCUAAAAUUAUGUCAUUAAAAUUAUCAGGCUAUCUCAAAAGAAUUAAACUUGUAUUAUGCUUUCAAAAUUAAGAUAGCUUGCAAAAAUACAGUAUUCAUUGCUCAUAAUUCAAGUAAUUUUUCAUUACUUGAAACUUAUUUAAGCAAAAAAUGACGGUGGAAAACCGAGAAAAAUUACAGCUUCUGAUAUUUUCAACGAAAAUGUUUUAUGUCAAUUUUAUCCUAAGUUCAAGAAAUAUAUGUCUACUAUUAUAUGGUCAUGACUGAGAGCUGAACUGAAAUUAGUCUGUCCGAUAAUAAUUGACUCAUUAGUGGAUGUUGAGUAUGUCAAUAUCUAGUAUUCUGCGCAGUAACAUUAUCUGGCAGCAUUUUUGAAUCUCUGGAAUUACUUUUGCCUGUGACAUUUUCAUCAGAGUGCAGAAAUUUUGAAAUGCAGGCCGCAAGCUGCAUUCUACCUUUAUUCCUAAGGCCAGAUUCUCUCGAGAUGUUUAUAAAAUUCCCUACCUUCCUCAAAUUUUUUGCUGAAAUUUUUUAGAUUUUUGGAAAAUAAGUUAUCACUUUUUGAAUUUUUUUCUAUUUGCAUCAAAAGCUCGCGUUUACAAAAUUUUAGGCAAUUGCUGUCGUAGAUGUGAGAGUUAUUCUCAGUAAAUGCAAUCUACCAUAUCUGGUUGCAACAGAGAUUAAAUCAAUCAAAUUCAGUCUUUUGGUACUCUGCUCUGAAACAGAUUUUUGAACUUUUGAACCACAAAAUUAACCGAGUAUGUUCACUGGAUUAAGAAAUUAUUGUGAAGUAUAGGUUUUUUAAGAUUUUAUUAAUUGAACACAAUUGUGAAAUGAAUAUAAAUAUUGAGAUCAAGUGAAUAAUUUACUUGUAAAAAGAUAUGUACAAACAAUGAAAGUGAGCCAAAACUGUCGGUAUCAAACACCUAAAGAAAGUAAUUCCUUAUCAGAACACCAAAA
Bemisia tabaci is the source of this 2346-nucleotide messenger RNA. RefSeq names its product vesicle trafficking 1 (gene Vta1). Gene Ontology annotation, cellular component: multivesicular body. Lineage: Eukaryota; Metazoa; Arthropoda; Insecta; Hemiptera; Aleyrodidae. The record is from RefSeq and is a predicted model, not a curated record. Gene Ontology annotation, biological process: late endosome to vacuole transport via multivesicular body sorting pathway.